AAAAAUUCUAAAAAUUAUUUUUUGGGUCAGUACAAUGGAAGUUAUUGUACACUAAAACUGUUUGGUUGCCAGCAUUCUACAAAACUUCCUCCUUUGUGUUCCACAGAAGACACAAAGUCAUACAGGUUUGGAACAACAUAUGGGUGAAUAGAAAUUUUUGGGUGAAUUAUCCAUCUAAAUAUGUCUGUAGUUUUACUUGUUCAUCUGUAACCAUAAGGGGCACGAUUCAUUUACCAGUGGUUUUUAAUGACGUAUAUCUCUGCAUAUUUUUGUUAUUGAUUUGGAAGUCGUUUUAAGCAGAUGGGAUCUUAGACCAAGGCACAUCACAAAUCCUUGGCAUUCUGCUUUAUACAGAUGGUACAAUGUGUUAAUGAAUGUUGUCCAUUUGUUUUCUCCAGAUUAAACUUUAAAUGUGAACACCCUUGAGGGGCAGAGACGGACGUAUUCCAUCCUAUUCCAAUAGUACAUAAGACAGAAUGUCCCUGUUUAUCAGACGAUCAAGUAUGAAAUCAAUUAAAUAAGCCUCAAUAGAACAGAAAGAAAUAAUGCAGCACAUAUAUUUGAGGUGACAAAUAUUCAGCUGAGAACCCUUAUCUGAACAAUUUAACCAGGGCAAGCAUAUUCAGAUCUUUCUAUCUUGCAUCCGAUCAUAAUGCAGCAGAAAAUGGUGGCUUGCUCUUUUUGUCUACAUGACGGAGUCUCAAUGUGAACGAGGGGAGACAGGUUUCCCUUGAAUUUUAUUGGUGUCUCUGAUGUUCUGAUGUUUAUCUCUUUGCAGGUUGUUCUAGAUGUCUGAACAGUGCCAGUGGGAAAGGGGAUGUUUUUUUCUCCAGCCCUAGCAACAUGCACUGGAUUGGUGGAUAUGACAGCUCACUGUGCCUGCGAUUGGCUGUUAUUGUGGACCAUUUUGAGCAGAGAAAUUCAUCUCUUGCUCUACUGGGUGUGGGUUGCUGUAGGAGGCUGCAGCAGAAUGCUGAAAGAGCUAGCAAUUCAGUGUGUUGACCCAUGCAAACCUUUUGUUGACUGCGAAGGAUUGUCCUGAAAAGGUGAAAGGGACUUGCAGGGUUACUUCCGUGACGAUAAUGUGGUUAACAGCUAGCUCUACUUGGCACAGUUCAGAACGGAUGGCUCAGCUAAUCGGCAGGACUGUGUGCAGCAGGACUGGGCCAAAUCCACUGGCAGAGUGUUAUUCCAAUUCCUCAAUGCUUCAAGUCCCUUUCACACCAUGAUGUGAAAUCUGUCUUAAAAAAUGAACUUGAUAACCAUUUUAUGUGUCAGGUUUGUAGUUGGGGAUGUCUCGGGUAAAACUGAUUCAUUUCCUCCAAGAGGAUUAGUCUGAGGCAGAUUAACCUGGCUACCGCUCUUAAUGCUUAAGCUUUAGUGAGCAUAUGGGUGUUUGCUAACCACCUGUCUGCCUACUGAGGGGACAUCAGUUGGACAGUCGCAGGCAUAGAGGAAGAAGCCUGGAAUGAUUGGGAUGGAUGUCUAUCUGUAUCCAGAUGGUCUUAGGGUUGCUACACCAGAAGAUAUAGAGGACUGUGAAUCCGAGAGAGAAAUGUUUGACCCGAAUGUGCGUCUCUUUGUGGCUCUGUUCUCAUACAACCCUGCGGUGAUGUCACCAAACCCUGAAACAAUGGAGGAGGAACUGCCUUUUGAACAAGGACAGAUCAUUAAAGUAUAUGGAGAUAAAGAUGCUGACGGCUUCUAUAGCGGAGAGACGGGUGGUCACUUCGGUUUUGUGCCGAGCAACAUGGUUUCUGAGAUUCCUGUGGAAGACGGAGAGCUCAAACUUCAUCUGUUCCAGCAGGGGUUUUUACCAGAGGAUACGCCAUCAAUAGCACCUAGCGAAACUUCUAGUGUGACGGAUGGUGUGAAGGUCCACAGGAUGGUGGCCAUUUUUGAUUAUGACCCAUGGGAAAGUUCUCCAAACAUGGAUAUUGAGGAUGAGCUUCCCUUUCGUGCAGGAGACAUUAUAUAUGUUUUUGGAGAAAUGGACAGUGAUGGAUUUUAUUAUGGAGAUCUACAUGGCUACAGAGGUCUUGUGCCAUCAAACUUUUUGCAACCCCUGCCUUGGGACUAAAGGAAAUGAACAAUCAGAAAUCAAGAACAGGAGAGUGACCUCAGAUUGUGAAUAGAACC
This is a messenger RNA of Onychostoma macrolepis, 2139 nucleotides long. Its product is annotated as RIMS-binding protein 2-like. Gene Ontology annotation, molecular function: protein binding. Bases 1469 to 2080 code for a protein of 203 amino acids. The record is from RefSeq and is a predicted model, not a curated record. Gene Ontology annotation, biological process: neuromuscular synaptic transmission. The transcript is spliced from 6 exons. Lineage: Eukaryota; Metazoa; Chordata; Actinopteri; Cypriniformes; Cyprinidae.